Pyricularia pennisetigena is the source of this 4950-nucleotide messenger RNA. RefSeq lists its product as uncharacterized. NCBI's taxonomy places the organism in Eukaryota, Fungi, Ascomycota, Sordariomycetes, Magnaporthales, Pyriculariaceae. The transcript is spliced from 6 exons. Gene Ontology annotation, cellular component: cell septum; cytoplasm. The record is from RefSeq and is a predicted model, not a curated record. Gene Ontology annotation, biological process: establishment of cell polarity; positive regulation of G2/M transition of mitotic cell cycle. The coding region runs from base 1 to 4950 and encodes 1649 amino acids.
AUGAUGACCUCAUCUCGACCCCGCGAUGUUGGGGGCAGCUUUGCAAGUCGACGUGGUCAUUCCAACCAGCUGUCCAUCUCGGACCCGAGCCACCAUGUCACCGAGGCAAUAGGCACCAUGUACGGAGAUAGCGACGACGAUUCUGGGCCCGAGAGCCGACUCGAGAACCCAUCCUUCCCUGACCCUUCUCGAAAGAAUCGACCCAUGAGCUUCUUGGCAUCUCCGGCCGGCGGCGAGCAAAUAAAGUCGUCUGAAAAGAAUGGACAAAAGCCCGUGCGUUCAGCGUCAGACAAGACACCACUGGCCGUAUCGACGACGGUUGAGGACGCCGAUUCCAAUGGAGGUUCUGCCGAGCCGAAGGAAGUACCGGUACGGAUGAAGAGCAAACGUGGCAAGUCUUAUGAGGGUCCUAGUUCUCCAAACUCCGGCAUGCCGCCGAUUUCUCCGAGCCUAUCACUACGAGAGGUUCAGGAGGCCGAAUCCUCACAAUUCCCGUUGGGCAACAUCGAAAAUCCAAGCGACAUUGCGCAAGAGCUUAGCAAUCUCCAGGCGCUCCGCCGGAUGUCUAUGGAUGUUGGAAAUACCAGUGAUCCCGAUCUGCUCCCGUUCUCUGGCAUCUCUCUCAUGGCCAUGCCGACUGUGGCUCCCAGUGGCGAGGACGACGAGGCCGACCUAUCUCGUCUUUUAUGGGUUCCCGCCAAGGUUCAUCCCGAAUUGGCGCCGGAUCAGUUUAAGAACUUCCUUGAGAACCGCGUCAACACCAUCAAGAGACGGUCAGGAGACUCUAUAUUGUCUGCAGACGGGCUGGAAAGACAUAAUUCAGGCAGUCUCAGAAGGAAAAAGUCGAUGCUUUCGAGGCAGGUCCACAGCUCGGGGACGCCAACAGAGGAAUUUGAUAUGCCUGAGAGGUUGGAGAGAGAAUUAUCCAAUGGUGGCAGAUCCACACCAGAGCUAAGCAUUAACGAACUGGUCAAGGAUCCCAGUAAAGUCGUUCAGAAGUUGGCCCAGGAGACACAGGAUGCAGGUUCUGAAGGAGACUUGCCGAUUCUGCCAGUGGCACCCGGCAUGGGGCUAAGAAGGUCCACAAGAACAACUUACCGGAAAGGCGGCAGUCUUCGUUCGGGGGAUCGACUUCCAUUUUCGAAAAGGGUGGCUGCUAGAGACGCAGAGAAGGAUGCAGACAAAGAGUCAGAGGAUGCCCCUCCAUUGCCGACUAUUGCACCGCCAAAGGAUCAAGGUCUCCCUAGGAUUCAAACAGAGCCAAGCCAACCAACUGAGAACUUCUCCCGGCCGAUGCGUGCUGUCAGGAGGCAGCAGACAUUCCAGAGGGAUAACGUGGCCGCAUCGCCGAUAUCGCCGACUUCUACUCUCGACCCUACCAGCCCGGUUCCCUCGAAUAUGGAUGACACCUUGAAUGUUAAGAGCCCUACAUCGAGGCCUGGUUCUUCUGACAGGCCCCUGACGACGGAGUCUGGCCGAACCGCUCCCGCGCCCGUUCCAGCUCCCGCUGCCGCUUCGGCUCCCAUACCGCAAAUAGUAGAGACGCCGCCGCCGGCCGAGAAGGAAUCCGAACAAUUACAACAGCCUCAGUCAUCGAGGUCAUAUUCGCAUCGGUCGUCACCGCAGAAAAAUACGGAGCAGCAGCAGCAGCAGCAGCAACAACAACAACAACAGCCGCAGAACAACCAGCAGCAGGAGCAGCCUCCUCCACGUUCGCUGAGGCGCCCGUCCUCGGUCAAGCAGAUUCAGCAGUCUCCAACGUCACCCAAGGCCAGCAUGGAGCAAACUCUUAGCGACAUGGCCCAGCACCCAUCCCCGCUACCUGGCGGCAGCAACACCAGAACGGAUGCACUCACGUUCAUUCCCACCAUGCCAGCCGAAGAGAAAAGGAAAUCCAAGGAUGAGAGCAGUGGCGACUCUAGUAAAUCCACGGGCUGGAAAUGGUUCCGCGGCGAGGAUCGAGAAAAGAAGAAACGUGAAAAGGAAGAACAGUCCAAGAAGUCACGCAGCAGGACGUCGACUGAGAAGGCCGCUGGUCACGGCGAUGCGCGGCUGGACGUGCUCCAGAACAGCAUUGACACUGCGCUACAAAAGGGCCGCGAGAACCUUCUGCUCGACAGCGAGUCGGUCGACAACAAACUGCACGAGGAGCGCAAGAAAGAGAGCUCGCGUUCCAAGUCCGGCGAGUCCAAAAAGGAAAAAGACGGCUUCUUUGGGUCUAUAUUUGGCGGCAAGAGCAAGAAGAGCGACAAGGACUCGAGUUCAAGCCGAAAGCAACGGGCGCUGUCGCCGGAGCCGCCACCAAAGCCGUUGAGGCCCGAUAUCGAUUAUCCGUACACGCGAUUUCCCAUCGUGGAGGAGCGGGCCAUAUACCGCAUGGCGCAUAUCAAGCUUGCGAAUCCACGACGGCCGCUGUUGAGCCAGGUGCUCCUUUCCAACUUUAUGUAUUCUUACCUGGCCAAGGUUCAGGCCAUGCACCCGCAGAUCAAUGUCCCAGUCUCGCCGCAACAAAAGCGGGCAGAGGAGGAACGAAGACGAAAGGAGCAGGAGCAGCAGCAGCAGCAGCAGCAGCAGCAGCAGCAACAGUACAUGAUGCAGCAACAGAUGGCGCACGAGUCUGAGCAAGAUGACGGACAUGGCGGCUAUGAUCAAUAUGGCUACGAUCCCCAACGGUCUGAUCAUUAUGGAGACUAUCAGGGGCAACACAAUGGCACCGUUGAUUACAUAGACGACUCGCAGAUAUAUGAGCAUGACCAGCAGCGAAACGAGCAGGAGAGGCACCAAAACGGCGGCUACCGCAACGAGCAGCAAAACGGACAUGGCGAUCGGCCAGGCUCUUCAGGCCGAGCAUACUAUGACUAUGAGCAACACGAGGAUGGGCGCAGGCGCGAGGAGGAAAUACACCCUUACGGCGGCAACCAAGGCUUCAUGGCAAAUGGAGCUCAUAAUGUAGCUGUUCCUCCUGGCGCCACGCCGCUGCUACCAAACCAGGGCCGCAUCAUCCAGACCGGUCCCACGCGAGUUCUUUGUAUUGCCGAUGUUCGAGGAAACCUGCGAUCACUGAACGAUCUCGCAAAGCAAGCAAACGCAGACUACGUUAUUCAUACCGGAGACUUUGGGUUUUAUGAUGAUACUUCUUUGGAGCGCAUUGCCGAAAAGACCUUGAAACAUGUCGCCCAAUACUCUCCGUUGAUCAGCGAGUCCGUCAAGAAGGCCAUCCAAGUCGGCGGAAAUGGUUCAGUCAAAUCGCGAUUCCCUCCUUCUGAGCUCCCACUCUCUGAGCUGUCCAUGCUCUUGAACGGCGAUUUCAAGCUCGAUGUUCCUGUCUACACGGUCUGGGGUGCCUGUGAAGAUGUGCGCGUGCUGGAGAAGUUCCGCUCGAAAGAGUACAAGGUGCCUAAUCUCUUCAUCAUUGACGAGGCGCAGUCGAUGCUUCUGGAGGUUUCGGGCGUCAAGCUUCGACUGCUGGGUCUCGGUGGUGCCGUCGUGAUGCACAAACUGUUUGACAACGGCGAGGGUAGGACAACGAUUGCUGGAGGACAGGGAACCAUGUGGACGACGUUGCUUCAGAUGGGCGAGCUGGUCGACACAGCCAACCGUGUCUACGACCCGACAGAGACUCGCGUGUUCGUCACCCACGCCUCUCCUGCCCGUGAGGGUAUCCUCAACCAGCUCUCCGUCACACUCAAGGCCGACUUCUCAGUAUCUGCUGGUCUCCAUUUCCGAUAUGGCAGUUCAUACAACGAAUUCUCCGUUAACCCCACGCUUGACCACUACAGAGGAAAGCUCGCCGCAAGCAAGGCUUCUUUCAAUGAUGUUUGGGAAACGGUCAAGGCGGAGGUUGAGCCGGCAAUCCAGCAGAACGAGGCUCAACAGAACCUGCUUAAGAACGCCCUUGGUAUUGUCGAGAAGAUGCCGUCAACGGCGGCUGGAGGAAACCCAUUCGGUGGGCAAACGUCAGCUGCGGUCGGACAGGUUGACGAGAGCGCCUUCAAAAACAUGUGGAACUUCAACCUGGCGGACGCUGCUUUUGGCUACCUGGUUCUUGAAAUUCAAGACGGCCGUAUCGGAACAGAGAUGAGGGCGCAGGGCUUCAACUUCUCACACCGUGGCGCAAAGCAGCAGCCCAGCACGGCAGCCGCUGCCCCGACCGCUCCUGCUGCCCAGAGCGCCCCAACAGCCGCCCCUAUCCCUUCACGGCAGCAAUCCCAGGUCGCCCCUGUUCCCAAGGCAUCGCCUGGGCCGCAGGCCAAGCCGGGAACCCCGAAGCCCGUACCAUCGCAAAACGACAGCGAGAAGCCGGCGCCCGCCAACGGCGCAGCGCACAGCAGCGAAGCCCCCUCGGUGUCACCCGCGCCUAGGGCCAACCACGAGAACACUAUUGGUCUUUUCGUCAUGAACGCCCAGAGCGACGACCAGGUCCGCGACAUUUUUGCCGAUGAGGACAAGGCCAAGAUUUCAAAGAUCGACAAGUGGGGAGCCACGAACAAGGUGGUCCACUUCAAGACGGUCGAGGAGCGCGACGGCGCCAUGUCGCGCCUCUCGGACGAUUACAAGGGCCAGCGCUCGCACGAGGACCGCAGCAAGCCGCUCGUGCGCAUCUUCCAGCAUCGCGAGCGCGAGAACCGCGGUGAGCCCAGGGAGUCGACAAAGAGCUACGGCAACCGCGGCGGCGCGGGCACGUGGGGUAGCAGCCGCGGCGGCAACGCUGCUGGUCAGGAGCGCGGUGGUUACAGGAGCGCCGGCGGCGGUACCGCCAGCGACUCGGAGGGCGCCGGACGGAGGGGUGGCCGCGGAGGCCGUGGCGGACGUGGCGGUGAGCGCGGCGACCGGCCAGAGCGCGGCGAAGGCCGGGGAGGCAGGGGACGCGGUCCGCGCGGUGGGUUGAAGGGCGAGGGUGGCGGUUCCGGCAGCCCAGCGCCAGCCUCUGCUGCGCCCUCGGCUGACUAA